Hyaena hyaena (striped hyena) is the source of this 2793-nucleotide messenger RNA. RefSeq names its product sushi domain containing 6 (gene SUSD6). The record is from RefSeq and is a predicted model, not a curated record. The transcript has 6 exons. The coding region runs from base 372 to 1283 and encodes 303 amino acids. NCBI's taxonomy places the organism in Eukaryota, Metazoa, Chordata, Mammalia, Carnivora, Hyaenidae.
CGGUCGUCCCCCGCCCGCGCGGUACAGCUGGGCCAGUGACGCGGGAGCUGCUGCCGCCGCCACUGCCGCCGCCGCCACCGCGUUCCAUUCUCCUAAGCCGGCGACAGCGUCGCCCCCAGCCUCCUACUGCCUCCUCCCGCAGCGCGGGCCAGCGCCAGCCAGACAAGGCACGCAGGGCCUCGCCUAGACCCGAGAGGGUUGCGGGAGCGCGCAGGCGGCGGAGCGGAUCCCGGCGCCGCGGAAGCUUCGAGCGCCCCCCUCGCGGAGGUCGCGGUGCCGUUCCCCGGGUAAAUCUACCCGUGGCUGACUUUAGAAUUCUUCCUUCCGGCUUUUAAAUUUUUUCUUUUUAAAAUAACUUGGACGGAUAAAAGAUGUGCCAUGGCAGGAUAGCACCAAAGAGCACCUCAGCGUUGGCCGUGGCCUCCGCGGGACAUGGAGUGUUCCUUCCGCUGGUGAUCCUUAGCACCCUCCUUGGAGACGGCCUUGCCUCAGUGUGUUCCCUGCCCCCGGAGCCAGAGAAUGGUGGCUAUAUCUGCCACCCCCGGCCCUGCAGAGACCCCCUGAAUGCGGGCAGCGUCAUUGAGUACCUGUGUGCUGAAGGCUACAUGUUGAAGGGUGAUUAUAAGUACCUGACGUGUAAGAAUGGAGAAUGGAAACCAGCCAUGGAGAUUAGCUGCCGUCUUAAUGAGGACAAAGACACCCACACGUCACUUGGGGUCCCCACGCUGUCCAUAGUUGCUUCCACUGCCAGCUCCGUGGCACUCAUUCUCCUCCUCGUGGUGCUGUUUGUGCUGCUGCAGCCGAAGCUGAAGUCGUUCCACCACAGCAGGCGCGACCAGGGAGUAUCUGGCGACCAGGUUUCCAUCAUGGUGGAUGGAGUCCAGGUUGCGCUGCCCUCCUACGAGGAAGCUGUAUACGGCAGUUCCGGUCACUGUGUGCCGCCUGCUGACCCGAGAGUACAGAUUGUGCUGUCAGAAGGGUCUGGGCCCAGUGGGAGGACCGGGCCGCGGGAGCAGCAGCUGCAGGACCAGGGAGCCUGUUCCUCUGCAGGCGGAGAGGAGGAGGCCCCGGGCCAGUCUGGACUGUGUGAAGCCUGGGCCUCUCAGGGCUCAGAGACUGUGAUGGUGCAUCAGGCAACCACCUCUUCCUGGGUGGCCGGCUCAGGGAACAGCCGCGUGGCAUACAAAGAAGCCCCAGAUUCAGAGAACAGUGACAUACAAAGCCUUUUAUCCCUCACGUCGGAGGACUACACAGAUGACAUCCCGCUGCUGAAAGAAGCGUGAGCACCGCCACGGGCCUCUCCUCUGCAGCAGUCCUCUCUGCCCCUCCUCCCGCCCCCUGUGGGUGCGAGCACCCCCUACUCCAGCCACCCUGCCCGGAUACCUGAGCUGCCACCUGUGUAUCUGUGUAUCUCUAUCUCUGCGGGCCUCCAGGCCCACCUUGCUGGAAACUCAAGGAUGCUUCUCGCCGUCUGCCUGCUGGACAGCUGGAGGCGCUGGCGUUUUGCCCAGUCCAGCCUUCCCAUCUGUGGCGGGGACAUAUUUGAAUGUGCCGGACUGAACUCUUCCUUUCCCCGAGCCCUCCGGGUCCCCUCCAGCCAGCUCUUUGGCGGCAGACCGCACCAGCCUGCGCGGGCCUGAGAGCCGCUGUGUUUACUUGUGCCUUCCCCCCCGGCCCAUCCGACGACUCCCCUGUCGUGCAGGCUUGUUGCUGUCCUACAGGUCUUAGUGGCUGCACCGCUGCCCUCUGCCACACAGAGGGCCAGGCCUGGGUCUGGGUCUGUCCCUUCACCUUCAAGGGCUGGCACCAUUGCCUGUAGAAGGAGCAGAUCCAAAAGUGGCUCUAAUUAGGGCAAGAAUGUGGGUCCCCGGGCCUGCCCUCCGUUGACACCGGUGGCACAUUUCUUUGGCUGAGGAUGCGGAAAGUCAUGCCAAAGCUGUCCCAGCACCCAGGUGUCCAGCUCGGAGGUUCCGGCUCCUGGCCCCAUUGAGUUUCUGAGAAGCAUCGAGAAGAUCCUGAGGGAGGGAAAGAAGGUGGCUGAUUAAUGAUUGUCUUCCUAAUAUGCAAGGCCUCCCUGCCUCCUUCCAGCACUGGCCUUCCUGGCCAUGGUUUUUCUGUGUCACUGGAGCGGAAGGGGCAGUGGCCGCUGCCCCCCCCGGGUUUGGUCCUUGGCAGCUGCGCCUUCCUUGCUGUCCACGGGGGCCCAAGGAGAAUCACCACUGGGACGGGAGAGUUGCCGAGGUGCCAUGGGGGGCCUGUGGCAUUUGGGGCACGUUGCCCCGUUCUGGGUUCAUGGUGACGGAAGGGAGCCUGAGAGGCACAGACCGAGUCCCCAGGCAGCUUCAGGCAGCUCCAGCCCUGGUCCUGUGGGUCCUCGUCACCACAGUCACGUGCCUUAGUAACUGUGCCCAGGAAGCGUGCUGCUGCUUGCUGCACCGCUGCUUUCCCUGCUUGUGUUUCCCCGCCCCUCUUGCUCGUGCCAGCCCGCCAGUCCCUGGCCCCCCUGCCCCCCUUUCUCGUACCAGCCCGCCAAUCCUUGCUCUCCCCUGGCCCCCCCCGCCCCCCUUCCUCGUGCCAGUCUGCCAGUCCCUGCUCUCCCCUGGCCCUCCUGCCCCCCUUGCUCAUGCCAGCCUGCCAGCGAGUCCCUGACACCUGGGGGAGGGCCGACACUCCUGUUCACCCCCUUGCUGGUCUGCGGUGGGUGAAUGCCUGUGAAGCGGCCUGGCUCUGGGACCCUGGAGUUGGAGCGGGUGGGUGUCGUGCUCCCCAAUGCUUCUGUUGGAGGCUCUCGCU